CGUACAUGAAAGUUGCAACUUGUGUUCCACAGAUCACAACCACAGAACAUGUUUUCACCCAACUCGCCACAUCAUUUUCCUUUCUUUGUAUCUGUAUCCUCUCUGCUGGAUGCAGAGUCAGUAGUCUGUGAUCAUGAAUUCCAACAACACUUCGAAUUCUUCUUCUUCUCAGUCAAUGGCAGCAGCAGCAGCAGAUGGCUCUUCUUCUUCUGGCAAGAAGAUCAGAAAGCCUUACACCAUUACCAAGUCCAGGGAAAGCUGGACUGAUGAAGAACAUGACAAGUUUCUUGAAGCUCUUCAACUGUUUGACAGGGACUGGAAGAAAAUUGAAGAUUUUGUAGGUUCAAAAACGGUUAUUCAGAUUCGAAGCCAUGCCCAAAAAUACUUCUUGAAGGUUCAAAAAAAUGGGACAGUAGCUCAUGUGCCUCCUCCGCGUCCUAAGCGCAAAGCAGCUCAUCCUUACCCACAAAAGGCAUCCAAAAAUGUUUUGAUGCCGCUUAUACCAGCAUCCAUUGCUUAUGCUUCUUCCGCAAAUACCCUUCCACCUGGAUAUGCCACAUGGGAUGAAACUUCUAUACUCAUGAAUGCUGGAUCCAAUAAAUCCAUGACCUAUCAGGAUGAGCUCAACAAAGCUGAUAUUGGAUCAAAGGGGAUAAUACAAAUUAGCAACAGCAGUCUUAGUGGUGUUGGAAACUCUACUAGAAGGACACCGUCGUCUGAGAUACCAAAGCAAGGGAAGCAACCUCUGGUGCUUCAUGGUUUGCCAGACUUUGCUGAAGUUUACAGUUUCAUUGGAAGUGUUUUUGAUCCAGAUACAAACGGUCAUGUCCAGAAGUUGCAGGAAAUGGAUCCUAUAAAUUUUGAAACUGUUUUGUUGUUAAUGAGAAAUCUCACUGUUAAUUUGUCUAGUCCUGACUUUGAGCCCAUUAAAGAGGUAAUGUCAACAUAUGAUGUCAAUACCGUAGGAGUUACUGAAGUCAAGAAGCAGACAACUGAUGUGUCAUGUCAAAGUGCUUAAUCACAAGCAAUUUCUUAAUAUGGUAUUGCUUUUUCUUCUCAUUCUUUUGCUUUUUUUUCCCCAACUUUUUCCCCAUUUCUUUAGUUUAUUGUAACAUCUACUUCUACAGUUAGCCAAGUGAAGCUUGGAUGGAAGUCUGAGAUUUUGCUUAGCCAGCAAUCAGGCAUGGGAGUGUCUUGCACUCGUUGUAAAGCCUGUAAAUGUAACCUUAAUCUUUUGUAAUCAUUGCCAGGGUAGUAUAUGUUAGAAAGCUGAUUUUAUGGUUUCA
Lotus japonicus is the source of this 1286-nucleotide messenger RNA. RefSeq names its product protein REVEILLE 8. Gene Ontology annotation, molecular function: DNA binding. Lineage: Eukaryota; Viridiplantae; Streptophyta; Magnoliopsida; Fabales; Fabaceae. The transcript is spliced from 8 exons. The coding region runs from base 134 to 1018 and encodes 294 amino acids. The record is from RefSeq and is a predicted model, not a curated record.